Molecule: messenger RNA, 6430 nt
Organism: Brassica napus (rape)
Lineage: Eukaryota; Viridiplantae; Streptophyta; Magnoliopsida; Brassicales; Brassicaceae
Exons: 1
Coding region: 2519-3262 (247 amino acids)
Source: RefSeq, a predicted model, not a curated record
UGCUUAUUUAUAGGAGUAGUUGUACUCGUAAAGUCCUCGUAAAUUAACGAGAAAAUAACAAGGCCCGUAUUUUUGUUGUGAGGAAAUAACAAGUCCUGUGUUUUUGUUGCGAGGAAAUAACAAGGCUCGUAUUUUCAAUUUCAUCGUAAAAUCUUUGUAAUGUUACGAGCAAAUAACAAGACCCGUGUUUUUUUUACGAUGAAUUAGCAAGGUCCGUGUUUUAAUUUACGACGAUUUUACGACGAAAAGUGUUUCAAUUUACAAAAAGAAAACUGAAGGAAGACAUGGGCACUAGAACAAUACUUAUAAAUUCCAAAUAGCAUUUGAAACUGAUCAUAAAUGUUCUAGUGACCGUGCACUGCCUUCAGGUUUUUUUUAAACUACGGAUUAGUUUUUUUUGGGUGCAAGUUUAGAAUGAGAGGGGUGUGCUUAUCAAUAAGAAGGAUGUCAUCAAUUUGUUGUUCAAGUUCCUCGACUUCAUUGAAGUGUUUUUCUUGUAAUGGUUGUUCUUCUCCACCGAUUAUUUGUCUACGAGGUGUAAUUUUGACAACGGCAAACUAAUUGAUUCAUGAUUCUCUCAUCCAAAGGUAUGGAAGGAAGAUGACUUGGUUUGUUUGCUAAGCAAAUAUGAAAGGCUCGACUUUGUUGUACAUUCGUCCAUCAUUGACAUCAACUACACUGAAUUUAUUAAAUCGAAUACCUCGGUUGACGACGGGGUCAAACCAGUCACAUUUGAAGAUGACACAUUUCAGCUUCAAUAACCUUGGGAAUUCCACUUCAAUAAUCUCCUGCAAGUCCCGUAGAAAUAUGUUUCGCCUUUCACACGUAUUCCAUAUUACAUGUCGCCCGAUGUCUACCAUACUUAUAUGUAUGAAAAGUAAAGCCUUGUGUGAAAUACAUAGUUGAUGUGGUGAACUUUGCAAUUGGACCUUGAAUUAAUUCAUGAAACCAUUUGGGUAAUCUAUAUCGUUAUAAUCAACCUGCAAAAAUAAAGAGAACGUUAAAAUUAAUUAAUCAUAAAUUUCGACGCGAAAUAAACGUAAAAUAUUUCGUCGUAAUUUCUUCGUUAUAUUUACGUAUACUUUACGACGAAAUGUUGUUUGCUUGUUAAAACCACGUUAAACUGUGUCGUUUUUACGACAAAUUUUUUUGUCGUUAUUUUACGACGAAAUUACGUUGAUUUAGCUUUUCCUCAUAAGGUUCUCGUAAAUAAUACGUACAUUUACGAGGACUUAUUUUCCUCGUUACAUUUCAUCGCUAAUUUUGUGUUUUCUUGUAGUGAUAAACUAAACUUCCAUAGCUUUUGAUCUGCUUGAUCUGAGAUAGGUUAUUUAGUUGAGUCAUGCAUUAACCCAUUUGAGUAUAUCUCCAGUUUAACUAUGGAAGUUUCUGUGAAAGGAAAUGAAACAAACAUUGGUUCAGUCUGAUAGAUUCAAAGUUUAGGAUUGUAAAUGGUAACCAUGGAAUAAAAUUAAUGGAAUAAAAAUGAAUGAAAUAAAAUGAGUUUGGUUAAAACAAAAAUAUUAAUCAUAUAUAUUCUAAAUCAAAAUUGUAGAGGAAUAUUUAAAAAUAUUUUUCUUUUAAAUUUUUAGAAUGGUUAUAUGGAAUCGAUGAAAUAAUUAUUCUAUUUCAUUCAAAGUAAAUGAUAAAAAAAAUGAAACUAGUAAAAUAAAUCCUUCCACAUCAUUUUAUUUUUAAAUUUACCAAUCAAGUUGCAACCUUAGGUUUACGAACAAACUUAUUUGUAUUACCAAGAGAAGAAAUUAUAUUGAUUCACAUGAAAUAAGUAGGAUCUUAUGCUAUUGGAACAUUUCUUUAGUUGAUAUUUUUUUGAUGUGCAGAUAUGGUAUGAACAUGCUCUUAGCUCGUUGAGGAGAAGAACUAUAAGGGUUGUAUUGGAUGUUGGUUGUGGUGUCGCUAGCUUUUGCGGGUUUUUAUUAGACAAAGAUGUUACUAUGUUUUAAAAAAAAUGAAGCUCAGAUUCAAUGUUUAAAUAUUAUACUAAGCUUACCAUGACUCAGUACUAAUUUUGUAAAUAAAGAAUAUUAAUUUUGAAAAAAAGAAAAUAUCUUCUAAAAAAAAGUACACAAUUUGCCGAGAAAGACCAAAUACAGAAAAAGAAAAUAACGUAUUUAGUUAUGUAUUAGCGAAUAAGUUUUUAUCAUAUAAAAUCAUCGUCACAUUCACUUUUUCAUGUGCAUAUAUCUGUUUAUGUAAUAAUUUGUUGUUGGAAAAUUUUGUCUAUUGACAAGGUACUCUUGAUUUAUUCUUAAUGAAACUGUUUGUGCAAAAUUUUUAUUAAUUUUGAAUAAAGUUGAAAAUACCCAUUGCCAAAAAUGCUAAGUCAACUUAAUAUCAAAACAAACUAGGAAUGUAUAAGCCAUUUUCGGUAAGAUAUAUAUUCUUAACUUUACUAUGAUGUCAAUCCUUAUCUACUACUUCAAUAACUCACAUCCGCAGAAUAACUCUUUAUUUAUUCACCUUCUCUGCAUGCAUUUGAUUUGCCAUAUCAACCAUCAUGUUCUGGAACUGGUUCCAACUACGAAAAAGGCCUCAUGAAGUCGCUCCCGACACGCCGAAAUGGUCGUCGAGACGUUUCUCAUGCUCAUCUUUCAAAGACGUUCACAACCUAUUUAUCCACGACAACGACGUUCCCUCGCCAGAACUUCAAGUCCUUCACCAGCCAAGGAACCCCAAGAUCGACCGUUGCACCUCAAGAACUCCCCGUCUGACGACAAAGACGCUCUUCUCCACCGACCACGGAGGCGUGGUUCUCUACUACACCAGCCUUCGUAUCGUACGCAAAACAUUCGAGGAGUGCAGAGCCGUCCGAGCCAUCCUCCACAGGCUCCGCAUCCCAAUCGACGAGCGAGACUUAACGAUGGACUCAAGGUUUCACGACGAGCUGCAUGCGAUAUUCGGGACCAAGAACGUGGAGUUGCCUAAGGUUUUCAUCGGUGGGAGAUACAUUGGAGGGGCGGAGGAGAUCAAGAAGUUAAAUGAGAGCGGCGAGCUGAGGAAGAUGAUCGGAGAACUACCACCGUCGGAUGGAAGAUUCAGUGAGAACUGUGAGUUAUGCGGAGGAUGGAGGUUCGUUGUUUGCGAGAGAUGUAAUGGUAGCCACAAGAUCUUCUUGGAGGAAACUGGAUUUGUAAAUUGUACGGUUUGCAGUGUGGAAGGUCUUGUUAGGUGUUCCUCUUGUUUUCCGAUACAUCGGACUAUCGGAGACGGAGCUAUGACAUCUCCGGUAGAUUUAAAGUAAAAGCGUUUAAUUAUUAAAAUCAAAAAAAUUUAUUUACCAAUGUUUGAUGGUAAACUAAAGAAAAAAAAAUACAUGUAUCUUUUCUUCCCUUAAAAGAACUAAAGGAGAUAUGAAAUUAUUUUCUUUUCUAAUUUUACUAUGACAUUCCUUCUUUCAAAUAAUUUUAUUUUAAUCUAAAGUGGAGAUUCAGACAUAUUAGUCUUUAAGAAAACUCGAUCAUUUGUAUUCAUAUUCGAUCUAAUGCUUUUCGGUUCACAAAAUUUUGGUUUCGAUGGCAGAAUCAAGUGCGGAGUCAGUGAGGGCUCAUACUAACAUGGAUAACGAUUUUAGAGUGCAAUGAGGAGAUUUACAUUUUUUAAAAGGGAGUGAAUUGUAACAUCCUGAUAAAUGGUAAAAGGAAAAGUUUAAGGGGAUUGAUUUGGCUACUUGUUUCAGCAAAGUGCACUUAUCUUUUCGGGUACACAUCCGUCUAAAACUCCAUAGUUAAGAGUGUUUGGGUUGGAGUCCUAAAAGGAUGAGUGACUUACGCGAUGUGAUUCGCGAUUUCGUGCGUGAGACUAAAACACAGGGAAAUGUCAUGUGGUGUGAUGAUUGCAGAAUCAAUAAACAAUAAUUCGAAUUUUUAGAAAAAUUAACGUACUGACCGUCGGACAGGAUAAAGUUGAGAGACUGAGAGAACGGGCAUGGAAAGUCCAUUAGCUGUAGGCAGUCAUGGGAUACCCAUUUUUUCAAACUCAGUUAAAUAUAUAUAGACAAAGCCUAAAAUCUCAAAAAGAAAAGCAAAUUGUUCAUGUUAACAAAAAAAAAGGGUAAGCCCUCUUUAAGCUUUUCUACUCUUUUCUAUAUGAAAAAAAUAUAAUAUUUAUAUUUUGUUUUUAGAAGAAGAAAAAAAAAACACUCGCUGAUCUCCAGAUCAAGGAUUUUUCUACGGCAAACACUUCCGAAAUAAUUUCAUAUUUUCACUAAUGAAAUCAGUGUUUCCUUAUGGGUCAUAUAAAUCAUAAAGAUUUAUCACUAUUUGGGCAGUCUAGGUUUAGGCUUUGGCUCAAAUGGUUUACAUGGUGGGCCAUAACAGAUGACUGGUCCACCUCCUAACAUUAGUUUGAAGGUAUUACAAACUUGGGUCAGGCAGUGUGAUACAUUUUUGAAUUAGUCCAUUUUGUAACACUAAGUGCGUUUUUCCCAGAAUUGAGUGGAUCAGCCGAUAGGACUUAUCGGAAAAAAAUCAUAAUGAUCAUUUCGAUAGAUAGCCUAUAAUUUGAAUGAAAAAUUAAGUAAAUGAUUGUAGUGGGAAAAAUAUAAAGACAAUGUUUUCUGAUAAAUAAAUCUCUCAUAUAACUUUACUAUUCGGUGAAUUUGAAACAUCCGUCGAGAACAAAAAGAAAAAACUAUAUAUAUUAUUACGAAAAUAACAACUUGCUCUCCAUGUGUCUAUUUGAAUUGAGUUAAUACUCCCAAAAAAAUUUGAAAUUAUAUUUAUACGCAUCGAAUACAUGAAUUGAAAUUCUCAUCUUUUAAAUUCGACAAGCAACCUACAUUCCACGAAAUUGCCCUCUCCCGAGACGAGGUCCAAACUUUAUUCGUUUCUAUUAUUAAAUAAAUUCAAAACGACUUUUGUCCUCCUGCUAAUAUAAUAAUGCCAGACCAAAAGACGAUACAAUGAUGACUAAGAAUAAAUAUAUUGGCUCCGAAUGGUAACAGCGGAUUGAACAAUGCGGGAUAAGCGGUUUGACUGCAGUGUGGUUCUGACAGUUAUAAAAACGUAUAGAUAUAUAGUAUAUAUAGAGAUUUUUGUUACUGUUAACUGCGGUGCGGUGCGGGACGGAUGUUACCAUUCGAAGCUGUGAAAUUGUGGUUUCAAUACCUAAACUAUUGGGCCAUACUGAUUGAUUACUUAGCUGCAGUGGCUGUUUCAUGCAAACCCAUGCAUAAUACGUACAAAUCCCAUAUAGUAUUAUAUUCCUCUCCUCCAACUUAUUCUUUCCCAUAAAAUAUUUCCCGUUCACACAUCGUCUGAUUAUAAAUAAUAUGUAUUGACACACAUUAUUUAAAGUAAAAUGCUGUAUAAACUACUGCAAUUUAUAUAUUGUUACUCUGUGUUAGAAAAAGAACUCUCUCUCUCUCAACUCUCUCCACUAAAAGCUUGAAACCCUAACUCCGGUCCGGCGCUCGCCGGUACCGGAGGUCGUCCUUCUCAACCCUUUCUCCUUUUCCUUUUGCCUUUCCUUUCUUCUGUUUGACUUCUCCAUGGCCGAUAUGCAUGUUGUUCUGAGUCUGUCGGUGCUGCGUCGAGUUUCAAUCGAACAAAGAUGGGUUCAAUAGGCGUUUUUUGGAAAAACGGCGAGGCUACGGAGCAACAGAGGUGGAAAGGUCGGCUUUUAGGGCUGGAUUGAGAACCAGAUCUGGGUUUUCCUUUUUCCAGAUCUAGGGCUUCUCUUCCUCGGCAGCGGCGCGUGACUCAGUGGGGAGCAUCUUCCGCCUCGUUUUCACCUUCCUGCGACAGUGAGAGGCCGGAGGAUCGACGUGACGGCAGCUGAAGAUGGUCAUGUUUCUCGGUUCUCGGGAACAGCGUGACGCAGAGCCUUGUUUUGUCAGAGUGGUCAGCUGAUGAAGCGAGUUCUGUAGCUGGUUCGCGGUGAGGCUCAGCUUCCCAUUGUCGGCGGCGGUUCCUCCACCUUGUCGACAGCGGAGCCCACACCAUUGGAAGCUUGAAGACUGUACCAGUUUCGAUGCUUCCGCCAAGGCCCGACUUUUAUUUUUCCCAGCACGGAUUGUUUCCGUUGGCUGGCGAUGGAGUGAGGCAUGGUCGCUGGUGAAGCUACUCCGGUCAAGAAUGCAUCGCUUCGGUGUUGAGGUGUUGGUCCGAGUACUGAACUCAUAUCUCUUGGUGACUGGCACUUGGUUUUAUUAGGUUAAUCUUGAUUAGGAAUAGCUAAUAUCCGGGCUUAUGUUUUUCACUGGUGUGGUAGAAUGUUAGGGGUUGAAGAGACAGCUCUUUGUCUGUGACAGAGCUUGUUCUCACUGGGUUUAAUUACAUCAAAGUAUAAAAUUCGGUAGUCUAUGAUCCAAUCUAGUGAUCUUUUGAUGGUACUGAAUCACUUUGUAUGUAAAAGUGGUUGAAAUCCUUGUGGUUAAAAAUCAUGUAAUCCCCCAAUUGGUAAAUGAAAA